Molecule: messenger RNA, 369 nt
Organism: Eimeria necatrix
Lineage: Eukaryota; Apicomplexa; Conoidasida; Eucoccidiorida; Eimeriidae
Exons: 2
Coding region: 1-369 (122 amino acids)
Molecular function (GO): ice binding
Source: RefSeq, a predicted model, not a curated record
AUGCCAACCGCCAGGCUGCGACGUGCGCGAGGGCAGCGACAGAGAUAUACUCCUGCUGCUGCAGCAGCAGCAGCAGCAGUAGCAGCAGCAGUAGCAGCAGCAGCAGCAGCAGUAGCAGCAGCAGCAGACGUAACGUCUGCUAGAGCAGCAGCAGCAGCUGCUGCAACAGCUGCUGCAGCAGCAUCAGCAACAGCAACAGCAGCAGCAGCGGCAGCAGCAGCAGGAGCAGCUGCAGCAGCUGCAGCAGCUGCAGCAGCUGCAGCAGCUGCUCCUGCAGCAGCUGCAGCAGCAGGUUGGAUACUGAUGCCGGUUGAAUGCAUUUGCAUUGCUGCCAGCAGCUUCACUAGCGCCCUUCACCGGACUCACUAA